CCCUUUAGAAAGCUCGCUUGACCAUUACGAUCAUUCGCACAUCUUUCAUCAUAUUGUAUCUCCCCUCUUUUUCUUUCAAAUAGAUAUUAUUGCUAUAUAAAAAAAAUAUUAUCUUUCAAUCGUGUCAAAUUGAAAAGAAAAUCAACUAAAAUAAAAGUGUUCAAUUGUCAAAGUGUCGAUAUGCUGCCGAUUCUCAAACGGAUAUUACUAUUGAAUCUGACGAUCGCAGGAUUUGUGUAGGAGCUUUACCAUAGCAAUAAUUAACUUUUUAAUCAUGGAAAGAAAGUUGACAUGAGCAGCGAAGAUCGAUUAGAUCUCCGCAACAGGAUUGCGAGCAGAAAUGAUCGACAUAACGUGACCACAAGUUUCCCGGUGAUCAGUUUUGAUCGCGGUUGUGUCUCGGGUCAGAAGUACUAUAAUCAUUGACGUUUCGACCGAAGAUGACAAGGUGCAAGCCAGGUUGAUGCUGCAGCGCGUGUAACUCAGCGUUCAAGACUAUUAUUGUACUGAAUCCUGCGGCCUAAAAAGCGAAUUUACUUCAACACAUAGUGUAACACCAGUGUGAACCAAAGUUCAAAACUAUAUCCGCAGAAGAGUGCUAAGGGAGUUUUGAUAGUAUGACGGUGAUGCUGCUGCAACGCUUCGCCACCCCCCAAUUGACACAUAGCCAAAAAACAGCCAAUCAUAAUAACAGUGAACCGCCAUUUGUUUUUCUAUUAGAAAUCGAGGAACACACUAAUAACGGCCCUAGCAACAAUAACAAUAAUAACAACAAUAACCAUAAUAACAACAACUCUAGUUACAAUAAUAACAUUAAUUCAGGGAACUACGAAUGUAGUUAUAUUAAUAGUAACACAAAUAAUAGCGCCAACGUCGGGAAGUUUAUCUCGACAAGCCGCAGCAACGUUACCAUUGGUGGUGUGUCAGCGGCAAAGUCGCUAAGCCGUUUGGGGGCCCAGGGUGUCGCGAUGCGAUAUUAUCGUCUAUGGAUAUAUGCCUGUAAUAUAGUCUUGCUGGGCAGUGCAUUUGGCUUUGCCGCGGCUGUAUCGCGAACACUUCUCUUCUCGGGAGAUCCUCGGCGUUAUUUAGUACCGGGCGUACCACGAGCAUUUGACCCCACCGCCCUAUAUGCUUAUCUAGCCUUAGCAAUUCAGCUGGGUCUCGUUCAACUUCUCGGUUGCAUUGCAGCUAGGCGCCUUAGCGCUCGACUCCUUAAUGCUUAUUGGAUCCUCUUACUGGCUCUUCUCUUCGGCGACGUGGUCAUCGGUGUCGCCUGGGUCUUUCGUUUUGAAAGGAUGCGUGCUGAACUUCGCCCAACUCUUAGGUUACGACUCCAGGGGGAUUACAACAAGGAGUCGCGAUUUAGCGAGCAAUGGGAUCGCCUUCAAAGAGAUUUCUCUUGCUGUGGUGUCACGGAUCCUCAAGAUUUUGGAUCUCAUUGGCCCCAAACUUGUUGUGGCCCAAGUUCAAAUGUGAGCGAGGUCUGUGAGCCAACUUAUGCCAAAGGUUGCGAGGAAUACUUAAUGGAUUGGCUCAGAAAGACAGCGGAUUUGCUCUUUGUCUUAGGGUUCUGUGUUAUAGCUUUCACUAAACUAUGUUUUCUCGGUAUUCUGCGCUACGAAAUCCGAGAGAUGAUACAGAAAAUCAAAUUGCUACGGGAACCUCCGCCGCAGACAACUACUUUCAUUCAGUCCUUUUCUCAAGGGCCACCAGACCCGACGAACAACGGGAACUUCAUACGCCGAACAACACUGCCAUCUGUCACGGCACCUUCCGGUAACGCACCGCUGUUACUUCAAAAUGAUGAUUGUGCCGUUAGUAAGCAUCCCUUAUUAGCAAAUAAUUUGCAAGAUGGAGGGGCGGAUAGUGAUACGAACAGUCAUUGCGCUCUAAUAUUGGAAGAAACGACACCCACCUCCACUAUUCAUAAUUGUAGUUCAAAGGAGAAAAGCAACGGGAACAAUAAUUAUGAAAUGAGAGAAUUCAACAGAAGACUACUACUUCCGAAUGGUGGAAGUCCUGGGGUUGGAAUAACGACCGGAGGUCAGAGUAGACGAACCUGACUAUGGAAGUUCUGGCGAACUACAGCAAGUCAUUUUCUUUGUAGAAAUAAUCGACCUGCUGAGCUACCAAUAUACAAGUAAACUUUUCAUUUUUAAUCCAAAAAUGAGCCAAAGGCUUAGGAAGAAUAUGCCUUAAGUGAAACAGAGCUGUAUGUAGAUAACAAGAAACGAGGCUGAAUUUAAAGAGGAAUCCCAGGCAUGGCACAAUGGAAGUAAAAUCAGAAAUUUUCCAAAUAGUGUCGUUGGCCAAUUAUUUCACAUUUUUCAACGACUUAUUUCAUAACAUCAUAUCCAAAUAUAAUGCGUCCUCUUUAAACACUACUAAAAAAUAGGAGUACUCCAUCAAAUUUACUUUAAACUAAUUUGUCAAAGUAUGAAGACAUCAAUGAUUUCGGGCUUCUUUUUUCAUUUUCAAACUACAACGUACAGCUUAUGUAUAUUAUACAUGGAUACAGAAUACUCGUGCUCUUUUGUUACACAAAUACAUUUUUUAAAUAAAUUAUGGAAACUAUUUCAAAUUGAAAAAGUGUUUUGACACCAUAAAAGCAAACAACCUACCCGAUUACAUUGAAAAUACAAUCCUGCCGUUU
This is a messenger RNA of Belonocnema kinseyi, 2653 nucleotides long. RefSeq lists its product as uncharacterized. NCBI's taxonomy places the organism in Eukaryota, Metazoa, Arthropoda, Insecta, Hymenoptera, Cynipidae. Gene Ontology annotation, cellular component: membrane. The record is from RefSeq and is a predicted model, not a curated record. The transcript is spliced from 4 exons. Bases 618 to 2063 code for a protein of 481 amino acids.